Cercocebus atys (sooty mangabey) is the source of this 2253-nucleotide messenger RNA. It is a transcript of the gene IGFL3, whose product is annotated as IGF-like family member 3. Gene Ontology annotation, molecular function: signaling receptor binding. The record is from RefSeq and is a predicted model, not a curated record. Bases 1331 to 1786 code for a protein of 151 amino acids. The transcript has 4 exons. Lineage: Eukaryota; Metazoa; Chordata; Mammalia; Primates; Cercopithecidae.
CCCCUCGCCACUUCUGUAAGAUGAAAAGUUAAGUACACAUUAACUUCCCAAUGCCCAAUAGUCAAGCUGAAGUUUCAUCUGGAAUAAGAAUGAUAAUUGUAUAUUAAAGAUAUUAUUUGUCCUUUGUAUUUUACCUAAUCAAACUCGAAUGUUUCUUUUUAACAUUUGGUAGUAAACAAGCUGAUAGCCUGGGCUCACUAGGAAUCUUCACAUUGUUGGCCUUCUUAGGUUCCGGGGUAGGGAAAAGCAGCCUUGUGCAUCCAAACCACACCCCACACCUCCGCACAUGUAGAGGAACCUAAGAACGAAGCUCAGAAAAGAAGAACCAUUUCAAAGGCUAUGGUACAGGCUGGAUGAACUCAUCCCUGUGCUGUGCCAGCAAGUGGAGGAUGGAAAGUCUGGCCAAUCCUUAGACAUUUUCUGAUGGAAUCAUCACACACCCAUGAAAGCUGAGGUCCUUUCCACAGCUUUGGGAUUAUUUGAACUUGUCCAAGCCCUUCCUUAGCUGGCACUUGCCUGGCAGGCCUCAGUUUGCCCUGCCCUUCCCUUCCCUCUGUCUGCACACCUAAGUACUACACACAUCUAAGUACUACAUCACAUAUCAUUGGCCACUAAUAUAAUAUGAUUAUGAAAAGCAGGUGUUUAGUACUUUCCCUGACCAUGUAACUAAGAUGCUUGAGGUGUCUGAAUCCUUGCACCAAGCACACCAGGAGAUUUGGGCCAUUGCUAUUCUCCACCCCCACCCCCCUUAUUGAAGUUUCCAGAGCCAUGGCUCAUCUGCUAGGGCAGGUGACAACUCUAAUGACUCCAGAGCAAAAAACAAAGUGGCUUCAGAAAGGGUCCCCUUGACAUUUCCAGAGACAUCGUGCUUGGGGAAUUUAGAAGAAACAAGCAUUAGGAAGGGAAGAACGUGAAACCAGAUGGCGAAGUGGCUGAAGUAUUCUCUCUGAUUGGAGCUUAGUUGGGCACUCUCUCCUCAUCAAUGCCAGAGCUCGAAAACUCUUAGAAGCCUAACUUGGAGUACGACCAACCUACGUUCAUUCACCCUGAGGUCUGGGAACAGUAUACAGAGAAUGCAAUUAGUCAGUCUGCAAUAUUCGGCUCUCUGGGCCCUUACGCCACCCAGUCUCCUCCUUACAGAAACUAAGGAAUGUGCUUGGGAGACUUCAGUUACUUUCAAGGACUGUGCUUGGGAGACUGCAGGUGGCACGAUCAGCAACCGUCCAAUCAGUAAACUUACCAGGGUAACAGACAAGCCCAUUUAGCCUGCAUCCAUAAGUUCCAGCCUUUUACCCCUCUCCUUUAGUUCUCCGAGAGCCUCUUUGGAAGCAUGAUGCCACGAUGCUGCAUCUUGGUUCUUGUCUGGGGGAUAACAGUCUUCCUCUCCCAGUGUUCACAAGGAACUACAGAUGCUCCUGUUGACUCAGGACCAUGGCUGUGCCAGCCAGCGCCCAGGUGUGGGAACAAGAUCUACAACCCUUCGGAGCAGUGCUGUUACGAUGAUGCCAUCUUGUCCUUAGAGCAGACCCGUCGCUGUGGCUCCAACUGCACCUUCUGGCCCUGCUUUGAGCUCUGCUGUCCCGAGUCCUUUGGCCCCCAGCAGAAGUUUCUUGUGAAGCUGAAGGUUCUGGGUACGAAGUCUCAGUGUCACUCAUCUCCCAUCUCCCGGAGCUGUAUCGGAUUUCUAUUGCAUCACAUUUUCUUUAAGAUCCAUAUUUUUAAUUCUUUAUCUGGCAUUUUGAGGAAUUCUUUGUUAUUGGGAUCUACUGCUGGACAAUUGUUAUGAUCUUUCACGUGGUGUCAUAUCUUCCUGCUUUUUCAUGGUGACUGUGUCCUUCUGUUGAUAUCUACACAUUGGGUGUAGCAGCCAAGUCACUUGUUCCAGUUUGUUAAAAUUGCUUUUGUAGGGGAUAAUUUUUUCCUGAGGAUGUACGUUGUUAAGACACUUUGAUUUGGGGCACUGUGAUAGGAACAGGAGGCAGGAAAAUUCUAGGCACAAAAGGGCAGGGUCCCUGGUAAGAGACCCACCCUCAAGGCUGGAACCACGGCCCAUGGGGGAACUUUACAUCCCUGUUUUCCUGCUCAAAUGUUGCCUUUUCCAAAACCACUCCUGGACUGCCCCGUCACCCCUGCCCCUGUCCCGUACCCAUAAAAUCCCCAGGCUCCACUGGCAGAGAGCAGAGAAGGGAAGAAGAGGAGAAGCACCUGGACAUCGGAGACUACAGAUGAACUUCAGAGAGAAGCAACUUGACU